GAAGUAAAGAAAAUUAUAAAAUGCCUUCGAAAAAAGUCAAGUCUGUUUCUUUUAGCGAUGUUAUGACCACAGAAGUAUAUCAGAAUGGUGAGACGUGUACUGUCAAAGAGAAUACAUUGAAGACAUCUGGUCUAUCAGACUAUGUCGUUGCACUUCGGCCUUGGUCGUUCACUGCUUCACUCACUCCAGUUGCUCUAGGAUCUGUAUUGGCAUACAAAAUGACUGGGGAUUUCAACAUAUGGAUAGUUAUUGUUACUUGUAUCACAGCACUAGCAGUCCAUGCAGCAGGAAAUCUGGUGAACACCUACUUUGACUAUGUUAAAGGGGUCGAUAGUAAGAAAAGUGAUGACAGAACAUUAGUUGAUCAUCUUUUAGCUCCUGAUGAAGUUGCACGCUUAGGAGGCAUUUUUUAUAUCAUAGGAUGCUGUGGAUUUGUUGUCAUGACAAUUUUAUCUCCAACAAAGAUGGAGCAUUUAGCUUUGCUGUAUUUCGGAGGAUUAUCUGCUAGUUUUCUCUAUACUGGAGGAUUGGGAUUAAAAUAUGUUGCAUUAGGAGAUAUUCUUAUUUUUAUUUCUUUUGGACCAAUUACAGUAUUAUUUGCCUUUCUAGCACAAGGUGGUGAAUUGAGUCUUCUACCUAUGGCAUAUGCUAUUCCUGUAGCUCUAAACACCGAAGCCAUUCUGCAUAGUAACAAUGUUCGGGACUUUGAAUCUGAUAAGGCUGCAGGGAUUGUCACACUCCCGAUACUUAUAGGAAAAACAGCAUCGUAUGUUGUGUUUGCUUUACUGAUAUUUGGACCUCCAGCAAUUUUUGCUGUUAUGACUGUAAAAUUUAAUCCUUGGUGUUUUUUACCAACUUUAACAAUGUUGAUGGCCUUGAAAGCAGAAAAAAUGUUCAGAACUGGUAAAUUAGCACUAUUGCCUCAUUAUAUAGCACAAAUGAACCUGAUCUUAGGGUUCUUAUAUAUUGUUGCGAUAUACAUGUCAAGCAGUGCACAAUUACCUGGUUUUUAACAGUAGAGCAUAUUGCUCUCUUUGAUCAAUAAAAAUGCUCAUUAUAUCUAGUUGAUAACAUCAAAACUAUUUUUCGCAAAAUUGUUGAGAUCUAUCAGGUUGCCUCAAAUAUCAAGAGUGAAUGCAAGUUCCAAACAAGAUCUGAAUAUAACUCAAAUCUUAAGGUGCUUUGAUUUGCCAAAUUUUGUAUAUGCACAAGGUAUAAGCCCUAUAACAGUAUAAGUAAACAUAAAACUAGUUUAUAUUUAAGAUUCAUUGAGAUAUAAUGUGACAAUAUUAGUUCUCUCCCCUCGUUUCUUUCUUAACAGGCUGUAAAAUCCUAAUUUCACCCUCUUGCUCAAAACACCUAUAAUAUUUCAUUAUUUUGACAGGGUGUAAUUUUAACAUAAUGACAUGUAAUUUCAUGGGCAUUCAUCUGAUAGAAUGUCAAUGGUAAUUUCCAUUAGGGUACUUCACCCAGUUGAUCUUCUGCUAGGGAAUUCACCUUCAUCCAAUACUUAGUAGUGUUAUAGGUAAAUUACAUGCGGGAAUAUAAUUGAUAUCUGAGUUGAGCGGGUGAUAUAUAUAUUUAUC
Messenger RNA from Owenia fusiformis, 1586 nucleotides. The record is from the annotation of a GenBank genome assembly. Lineage: Eukaryota; Metazoa; Annelida; Polychaeta; Sabellida; Oweniidae.